Messenger RNA from Panicum virgatum (switchgrass), 898 nucleotides. Its product is annotated as pathogenesis-related protein B-like. The transcript has 2 exons. The record is from RefSeq and is a predicted model, not a curated record. Gene Ontology annotation, biological process: abscisic acid-activated signaling pathway; defense response. Gene Ontology annotation, cellular component: nucleus; cytoplasm. The coding region runs from base 103 to 588 and encodes 161 amino acids. Lineage: Eukaryota; Viridiplantae; Streptophyta; Magnoliopsida; Poales; Poaceae. Gene Ontology annotation, molecular function: signaling receptor activity; abscisic acid binding; protein phosphatase inhibitor activity.
CUGUUCAGCACACACACAAUCACACAACAAAGACUAUCAUCAGUGACUAGUACGUCUUCAGUUCUUCCCUAAUCAGUGUCAACCGACUUGCUUGUUGCCACGAUGGUUGUCGGCAAAGUCACACUCGAGUACCCGGUGGCCGUAUCAGUCGAGCUGCUAUGGAAGGUGGCGUUCUCCGGCGACGUGUCCAUCUUCACCAAGGCCUGCGUCGGCAUGAUUGACGCCGUGGAGGCCGACGGCGACGGCGGGCCCGGGACCGUCACCACCAUGAAGCUCAACCCUGCGGUGGGCGACGCGAAGGUGUUCAAGACCCGGCUCUUGUCACGUGAUGCGGCGGCACGUGUGGUGAAGUCAGAGAUGGUGGUGGAGGGCAGCGAGCUGUCCGUGCAGUUCAAGUCGCAGGUAUCCGAGGUGAAGGUGGUGCUGGCCGGCGAGGGUGCCAGCGUGGUGCACAUGACGGUGGAGUACGAGCUGGUGGACGGCGCGCUGCUGCCGCCAGAGGAGGAGGCCAGGAUCGGGCAGGGCUACCUCGGCCUCAUCAAGAAGGUGGAGGAGUACCUCGUUGCGCACCCCACCGAGUUCGCCUAAAGCUACCUACCAUUAUGCAUCGUCGUGGCGAUGGGGCCAGAGAAAUCCGUGUUAAAUAAUGAUGGUGAUCAUGCCAUGAGUGUGUUCUUGAUUUGAAAAUCGGAAUAAUGAGAGGAAGUGAUCCUCUGCUUGGUCGGUUGAUUGUGCUUGUGGUUGUGGGGAAACAAUAGUUUCAGUUUUUGUGAUAACAGUAUAUGUUCUACUGUUGUGUUUGGGUUCACUGUUCAGUGCUCAUAAGGGGCAAUUUGUUUUAAGGAUAAAGGCACAUUAUGCAGGUUUUCAGUCUCUUGUUGGGAGAUUGUUGAGUAUC